UGUAUAUAUAUUUUAUUAAUCUAUACGUUUAACAAAAACAGCAACACCACCACCACCACCAACAACAACAACAACAACAACAAUAAUAACAAUCCAUCCAUUUUCUAUACCACUUAUCCUACACGGAGUCAUGGGGGAGCCUGAAGCCUAUCCCAGGGAACUCGGGCAACAAGACAGGGGACAGCCUGGACGGGGUACCAACCCAUCACAGGGCAAUAAUAAUAAUAAUAAUAAUAAUAAUAAUAAUAGAGGCAUAAUGGUGCAGUCAGUAGCGUUGGUGCCUCACAGAUCCAGAGUCACUUUGUUUGAUCAUGAGCUCAGGUUAUUGCCUGUGUAGAGUGCCACCCAUGCUCGCUUGGGUUUCCUCUGUGAUCUGAAGUUUUCUCCUGUCUCCUAAAAACAUGCCAGUAGGUGGACAGGUGACUCUUGAUUUCACCUAGGUAUGAAUUAUUGUGUGUGUGUGUGUGUGUGUGUGUGUGUGUGUGUGUGUGUGUGUGUGUGUGUGUCAUCUGAUCCAGGGUGUCCAGGGUGCAUUCCCAGAAGAUGGUUUAAUGAAUGAGUGAAUGAAUGAAUGAAUGAAUGUGUUCUGGGUUGGAGAGAAACCAUCCAUUAAAUCCUAAGUAGAUAAUACAGGUCUCUUUUAUCUGGCAACCAGGUGUCGGGAUGAUAAACGUCCAGCCCGUAGUGAGUGCUGCAUGUGAAGAUGUUGCAUAGGAGUGCAGGAGCUCCGCCUAAACACGGAUGGGUAGGGCAAGUGUGGGAAAAGAGGAUGAGCAAGGAGAUGAAAUAAAGCUCGCGAGCGUUACCAGCAACUACAAGAGGAGAGGAGAGUGGGGAAAGAGAGACAAUGCUUUUACAGCAAACACACACGCAUCGGGACGGCUGAGCUCCAUAGCUCAUAACAUAGUAGGUUAAGAGACUGAAGAGUGGGGCUGAAGCUCUUCUUCACCUUUUUUUUGUUUAGUUUUAUUUUUUGUUUGUUUGUUCGUUUGUUUUUUGCGAGGUCCUACCUACCAGAAACAUCAGAAGAACAUCUCAUGCUGACAUCCUGCACGACUCUUCAUGUGUAUGAGCACUUCUUUAGAGGUGUUAUGUUCCAUUAGUUUGUGAACACUUGGCUUAUUCCCUGGCGACACAUGUUGUCUUUGGCGUUUAACUGACUUGCAUUGAUAGUCGGGAGAACCUCGAUUUAAUAACUCUCAGCUCAAUAUGUACCAGGGGCACCUGCAGGGGAAAGACUCUAGGGCUGCAGAUAAGGCCGUUGCCAUGGUCCUGAAGGAGAUACCCAAUAAGGCGUCCCCAGAAGGCAAACCCCUCCUCACGGUGACCAACAAGGUGGUGAGUGAACAACAAGAGAGCCGUCCCUUGCUAAGCCCCUCCAUCGACGACUUCUUGUGCGAGACCAAGUGUGAUGGAGCUGCCCACCCUGUGACCUCCAAUACAGCAGUGCUGUCCUCUUCUCUGGACCUGCUGGACCUGAGUGAGCCUGGUGAGAGGAGGAACAGUAAAGACCGAAAGAGUCCCAUGUCCACCAAGAGCACGCCUCAUAGAAAGAAAGCAGAUGAAACCGAGCUGAUACAAGUGGAUGUCGAACAGAACAAACCCUGCUCUCGUACACCUGUGAAAGAUUCUCUGGAUUCAGCGGGUGUUCGUUCACCGCUGGAGAAAUGGGAGGAACGCAAUCCAGAGAGAACCGCUAGCAGGAAAUGGAAGCUAGACAAAAGACGGUCGUCCAAAAAUUCUGGAGAUUUCGCUUGGUCUACUGACAGCAAAACGCAACUUGAUACAGCUGCCAAGAACUCGUUAGAAAUAAAUUACAAGUCUGAGGCAGAGACGUCCCCAUCCACUCAACUCAACAAGCAGUAUAUUAGUGGAAGACAUGGCCGACUGAGCAAAGAGCAGAGGUGGGGUGGAGGACUCCUAUCCCGAAAUCAGUCCCUCGAGGAGGAGUUUGAGCGUGCCAAAGCAGCUGUGGAAUCAGACACUGAGUUCUGGGACAAGAUGCAGGCUGAGUGGGAAGAACUGGCUCGCAGAAACUGGCUUACGGAGAAUGAGCAGGGCCAGAUUCCUUCCACUGUAUCUCCUCAUGAAAAGGUUCACCAAACUGAGCCAUGCCUUAAGGCCCAUGGAUAUUACUUCCACACAGAUAAUCCAUAUAAAGACUGGCCAAAUGCGUUUGAGGAGGGGCUGAGGAAGGCCAGAGAGGGUGAUCUACCAAACGCUGUUCUUCUCCUGGAGGCAGCCAUCUUGCAGGACCCUCAAGACUCAGAGGCUUGGCAAGUCCUGGGGACCACACAGGCAGAGAAUGAGAAUGAGCAGGCAGCGAUUGUCUCCCUCCAGAGGUGUCUGGAGCUCCACCCCAACAACCUCCAGGCCCUCAUGGCAUUGGCGGUGAGCCUCACCAACACGGGCAUGAAGCAGGAAGCAUGUGAGGCGCUACUGGGCUGGCUGAGACAUAACCCGAAAUAUAAACACCUCCUGAAGAACCACAAUAACCUGCAGGGCUCACCAAACUCACGCCACCUCUCCUACUCCACACCCAUGGCAUGCUCUCUGCUGCCUGAGGUGAAGGAGCUGUUCUUGGAAGCAGCCCAACAGAACCUAGACACGAUUGACCCGGAUUUGCAAACAGGCCUGGGUGUGCUUUACAACCUUAGCUCUGAGUUCAACAAGGCUGUAGAUGCCUUCAACGCUGCACUGUCUGUCCGGCCAGAGGACUACUUGCUGUGGAAUCGUCUCGGGGCGACACUAGCUAACGGAGACCGCAGUGAGGAGGCAGUGGAAGCGUACACCAGAGCUCUAGAUCUCCAGCCUGGUUUCAUUCGGUCUCGCUACAACCUGGGCAUCAGCUGCAUCAACCUGGGUGCACACAGGGAAGCUGCCAGUAACUUCCUGACAGCACUAAGCCUGCAGAGGAAGAGCAGGAGUCGGCAACUCUCGCACCAGGUCAUGUCUGGAAACAUCUGGGCAGCAUUGAGAAUAGCACUCUCAAUGAUGGACCAGCCCGAGCUCUUCCAGGCAGCAAACAUUGGGGACCUGGACUUACUCAUGAGGGCCUUCAACCUGGACAUGUGAACUGGCAAAUAUUUUUGACCAAGUACAAGCCAAGAACCCAAAGUCCUUCAAAUGGAGGAAGCUGUAAAUCAUUUUAUCGAAGAGGUUUUCGAGAUUUUUUUUUUCCCGCAAAGCACCUUUACAUUCCUGAGAACUGCAUGGCAGUAUAUGAUUUCAGAGAAGAGCACAAUGCCUGGAAGACUGUAGAAAAUAGUAGUUAGUGACGUCUUGCUGGGUGGAUGUUGGAUGUGCUGGAAGAACUAUGAAAAAAAAAAAGUCUGUAACUCAAAACAGUUACAUUCCUGUGUAUUUUCCUCUUGUAUAAUGAAACAAAUGCAAAUCUGGAUUGUCAGAUAGAUCAAAGCAAUAGUUCAGUACUACAACCUACAGGUCCUAUUUUAGCUUUUUCUUAAAUGUAGUGCUAGAAAAAAAAAAAUUCUGUUGUUUGCUGUAACUUUGCUGCAGGCCAGACAGUAAAGCCUUAUUUAAAAUGCAUGACAGACAAUUAGUAAUUUCGGAGAUCUUAUGGGGAUGACAGCAGAUGAGAUGGUUUCCUCUUGAUGGCUUGUCAUUUACAAAGAAGCAAGAAGGGUUGUUGUUUUUUUUAACCAAAAUCACAGCUUUCCUUUUGCAUCUUUACUAUAUCUCUGAAUGCCAUAUGUGACUGUCUUAUGAAAGACCCACAAAAUAUGCAGGUGACUGUCCUCCACAGUUCCACUUGAUGUAAAGUCAUGCAUUAUUGCAUUUUGUCUUAAAGCUCAUUUAAGACUUUUGUUGAAUGUGAUGUAAUGAGAAGUGUCAACGUGUCAAAAAUGUUAGGGUAAAAUAAUGAAUGAUGCAUAACUUGAGAU
Molecule: messenger RNA, 3905 nt
Organism: Ictalurus furcatus (blue catfish)
Lineage: Eukaryota; Metazoa; Chordata; Actinopteri; Siluriformes; Ictaluridae
Gene: pex5la
Product: peroxisomal biogenesis factor 5-like a
Exons: 15
Coding region: 1210-3075 (621 amino acids)
Biological process (GO): protein import into peroxisome matrix, docking
Cellular component (GO): cytosol; peroxisomal membrane
Molecular function (GO): protein binding
Source: RefSeq, a predicted model, not a curated record